Messenger RNA from Bemisia tabaci, 976 nucleotides. NCBI's taxonomy places the organism in Eukaryota, Metazoa, Arthropoda, Insecta, Hemiptera, Aleyrodidae. The record is from RefSeq and is a predicted model, not a curated record.
AUGCAGCAGCGGCACAUCAGAUAUUCAGGGCUGGGAUACAACAAUAACUGUUUCUGGUACUUUAUAAGUGAUGUAGCUUUUGAAACUAAAAACCCUUCAAUUUGUCUUUUAACUUGUUUUGUUGAACCCCCUGGACAGGAGCCAAAUGAUCCACGUGCAACGGUAAAGGCGAAGAUCUUAUCACUAGAGCGAGACAUCUCUAAAAAAGAAGGCAAAGUCGAAGUAUUGAAAGCACAACUUGAAGGAAUUGAUGUAGAUGUAGAUAAACUCAUCGAUGAAAAUGUUAUUCUUAAAAUGGAAAUGAGCCAGGCAAAUAGAUUCCGAUGGGCUUGCGCAGUAAGAUCCAUAAUUGAAGAACUAGAGCAGCUGCACAGUGGUGGUGUAAAUCUAUCAAACGAGGAAGCAAAAGGUUCCAGUCCAAAGGAAAGGAGCAGACUUCAACGUCAGAAGAUGUGGGAAUGGAUAUUGGAUAAUAAAGAAAAGGAAUUUCAAAUCGGAGAUAUUCUUGAUAAUAACAAUAAAACAAAAUUGUUCGAGUCAAACAAAGACCUAGCAAAAGGAAUUUCCUAUGCUUACAUGUAUUUAUCGGAUAGGAUUCAUGCAUAUGCAUUUAAUAAUUAUUUUUACCUUGACGAUAAUGUACCUCUAAUAGAAGACAGAGAGGCUAGUAAGGCGAUCAAAGUCUUAACUUUCAACAAAGAAUUCCCUUAUAUACCACAGACAGCACAGGCUUAAACGUUGAGUAACGAAGAAAUAGGUAAGCUGCCUCCUGAACUGGAAUGAGGAAACCGUUAUGUUAUUGUAAAAAUUUAAUUUUUUAUUUUGUACCCAUUAAUACUUGAUUCGAAAAGACCUAGUUUGUAAGUAUGUACUAUUUUUCAAUUCAAACCUAUUGUGUACAUUUUGUUUUUAAUUAACUAUGAAAGGCAUUUAAUCUUAAAAUCCGAAUUUAAAGCAAUAAAACAAUCAAAACGAA